GUAUGGUUCUCCACCAUCUAUUGAUAAAGGCCCUUUAUCUUUGAAAGUAUUGGGCCUUUGUUAUCGUUGUUGCAAUUGGCCGAAGUUGAGCAUGAAAAAAUUAGGCUUCCCACAUGUAUUUAAAAAAAAAAAAGAAAAAAAAAAAAUUUGUAUAAGUACUAAAGACAUCCUUUUGGUUCGUGACCAAGAUUCUUGAUAGUAUAGUGGGCUAUAACAGUGCGUUAGUGUGUCAUGACAGCUACAUCAUCUACUAGUACGAGUGUUGGGGCCCGUCAGGAGGACUUAGGUGGGUCCCGGGCUACUAGAAAAGGAGAUAAUGUGGAGGAAAAAUCGACAGAAGAGUUGUUGGUUGAAAAAUUGGAUAAGUUUUUGUCGACAAUUGAGUCUAGGUUGGAUAGCUUGGAUCAGUAUUUCAAGUUUUCCAACGAACAAGAGGAGGAAGAGGACGAAAAUGAAGAAGAAAAUGAAGAAGGAUAUCUUUCUCCGGAAAAGACCCGAUCCAGAAGCAGCAGUUUCACUUCGCUAAAGUCAUUUUCAUUAAGUAAUUUGGAUAUGAUUCAUGAACGUCUUGAUUUCGUUAAACAGUCAGUUUUGAAGACAUCAUUCACUAAUUUAGAAUAUUUGUAUAAGACGUUGGAUGAUCAAUAUAACUACUUAUUUUCAUCUAACACCAGUGCUCAUAAGAGAAUACCAUCUAUUGAUCAAGAUUUAUCUCCGGUUAAUAAGAAGGAGAUAUUGUCCCACAAGAUUAUCACUACAAUACAGUAUUUUGAUGAAAAAUUGAAUCAUAUUGAAAAUUUCAUUCAUGAUAAAACUCCUCAAAGUAAAAUCGAUUAUAAUAAAGACUCUAAGUUCAAAUACUUUAAGUUUUAUAAUUUCAAUCGAGCAGUUAAGAAUGCUGAACAUCAAUACUUACAUUAUUAUGAAUUACCUUUAAGUUGGAGAGAAAAUCGUUAUAUCAUUAAUGGUUAUAGGUUUUCUCUUAAUCAUUUAACAAUGUUGAAAUCAAUUUUCCAUUUCAAUCAUAAUGAAACCAUGAAUAUUUGGUCACAUUUGAUUGGGUUUUUCGUUCUUGCAUACUUGACUUUUAUUCAUUUCCCCCAAACAACCGCUUAUCAAUUAAAUACUUACAAAGAUAAUUUACCAAUGUAUGGAUUUUUAGCUGCGGCAAUGUCUUGCCUAUUAUGUUCGGUUGUUUGGCAUACUUAUUCUUGUUUUGCUAAAUUAUCAGUUAGAACUAGAUGUGCUUGUGUUGAUUAUACUGGUAUUACUAUCUUAAUCACUGCUUCAAUUGUGGUUGCAGAAUAUUGCUCCUUAUAUAAUUACCCAAGGUUAUUGUUAACCUAUAUGACUUUUUCAAUCAUUUGUGGUGGUACCGGGUUUAUUUUUAAUUGGUCGCCGUAUUUUGAUAAACCUGAAUGCAGAUCUUUAAGAAUUGGGUUUUUCAUGGGAUUGGCAUUUUUAGGUAUAACUGCUUUCUUUUGUUCUUGUUGGUAUGAUGGAUUUAUUAAAUCAACUUGGUAUUUUGCUCCUUUAGUCUAUCAAUCCUUUAUCUGGUAUUGGCUCGGAGUGGUUUUCUAUGGUGGGUUGAUUCCUGAAAGAUGGAGAUACGACGUUAUAAUAUCUGAAGAUGAAAAUUGUAAUCAUUCUCAUUCAACUUCCGAAAUCUUAUCGGGUAAUAUUGAACAUAGUGGUCGUGAAGAAAUUGAAAAUAUCGAAGACGAAAUUACUGCUACUAAUUUCGAUGAUAUUUUAAUUUCUGAUUCUCCUGAACCUGAAGAGGCGCCUCUUGUUGAUGAUGAUUCCAAUAAAUAUAAAGAAAUUUUAGAUAAGCAUUUUCCUUUAAAACCCACGUUUACCCCUUAUCAUAAGGAUUUCUUAUCCUUGUGGUGGGUCGAUUAUAUCUUUUCAAGUCAUAAUAUCUGGCAUAUUUGUGUUGUUUUGGGUAUAAUCGGUCACUACAUUGCGAUUUUGGAUAUGUAUGAAGCAUCAUCAAAUUUGUAA
This is a messenger RNA of Hyphopichia burtonii NRRL Y-1933, 2004 nucleotides long. RefSeq lists its product as uncharacterized. Gene Ontology annotation, molecular function: signaling receptor activity. Gene Ontology annotation, cellular component: membrane. Bases 232 to 2004 code for a protein of 590 amino acids. The transcript has 3 exons. The record is from RefSeq and is a predicted model, not a curated record. Lineage: Eukaryota; Fungi; Ascomycota; Pichiomycetes; Serinales; Debaryomycetaceae.